GUUCACUGUGCGCUCGAGCAGUCUACCCGUUGUUGAUACAGCGUUAAUCCACAUUGGGAGCGGACAGUUUGAAGACGUGCGACCAGAGACACGGUUUGAGGAAUACUAGCAUUAAUGUCAUUUAUUUUUCGUCUGUCUAUGAGCAAGACCACGAACAAGUAAAUUCUAUUUGGCGGAUUUAAACAAGCACUUUUUACUAGGGAGAACUCGAACGACCUUCAUUCAGGUUGAGAUCCACUAGUUGGGACACAAUACCCACCUGUUGCAUUUCGCGGCAAAACAGACAUGUCACAGCUUGAGGUCGACAUGGCCGGACUGGGUUUCUCCAAAUUACCUGCUGGGUUCGACGCCAACUCCUGCUUCCCUGGCCGAAUACCACCAAGGCGCAGGAGACACUCGGCAAACUCCAGGAGAAACUCGUACAGGUUGAGCAAAAUAAAUACCUUGGAUUUGGAGCCUGAAGUUUACGAUGAUGCCCCUCUCUCCAAAACUCACUCCUGGUCUGCUGAUGAUAUUUUAGCCGAAACAGCGGCAGAGGAGAAAAAGGUGGACUCAUCAGUACCAGCCUCACCUGUCUCAAGCCCGGGAACGAGUACGUGCUCACCUCCUGGUACCCAAGCAUCAGACCCCAAACCACCUCUUGAUACAUGGGACGCGCCACAGCCCAGCUCGCAAGCACAGGGCACAAGUUCAGAUUCCGAGGAAGAAAUCACUGACAAAAAGGUCAUUUUAUCUCGAGCUCCAUUUGAAAGCAAACGGGAGCAAGAGGAAAAGGAUGAAAUUGAAACCAAAGCCGUGGCGACGUCACCUGAUGGAAGGUUCCUCAAAUUCAACAUUGAAAUUGGGAGAGGGUCGUUCAAGACGGUGUACAAAGGCCUGGAUACGGAGACAACAGUAGAAGUGGCAUGGUGUGAGCUACAGACGCGGAGGCUGACGAAGGUGGAGCGCCAGCGUUUCAGUGAGGAGGUGGAGAUGCUGAAGGGGCUGCAGCACCCCAAUAUCGUCCGCUUCUACGACUCCUGGAAGGACAACUGCAAGGGCCACAAGUGCAUCCUUCUAGUCACCGAGCUCAUGACGUCAGGCACCCUCAAGACGUACCUGAAGAGGUUCAAGGAGAUGAAGCUGAAGCUGCUGCAGCGCUGGAGCCACCAGAUCCUGAAGGGCCUCCACUUCCUCCACACCCGCAAUCCGCCCAUCAUCCACAGGGACCUCAAGUGUGACAACAUCUUCAUCACCGGCCCCACAGGCUCCGUCAAGAUCGGCGAUCUGGGCCUGGCCACACUAAAGAGUGCCUCGUUCGCCAAGAGUGUCAUUGGGACUCCUGAGUUCAUGGCUCCAGAGAUGUACGAGGAGAAGUAUGAUGAGGCGGUUGACGUCUAUGCCUUUGGGAUGUGCAUGCUUGAGAUGACCACGUCUGAGUACCCCUACUCCGAGUGCCAGAACGCUGCCCAGAUCUACCGUAAAGUCACCAGCGGAAUUAAGCCGGACAGCUUCUUCAAAGUAAAAGUCCCUGAGUUGAAAGGGAUCAUAGAGGGAUGCAUCCGCAUAAAUACAGACCAGAGGUACACCAUCCAAGACCUGCUGGAACACAUCUUCUUCAAGGAGAACAAUGGCGUCCAUGUUGAGCUGGCGGAGGAGGAUGACACGGUGAAGUCUGGCCUGAAGCUGUGGCUGCGUAUGGAUGACACCAAGAAGCUGCAUGGGAAGUACAAGGACAACAACGCCAUCGAGUUCCUGUUUGAACUCUACAAGGAUGUACCCGAGGAGGUGGCCCAGGAGAUGGUGGUGCUGGGCUUCGUCUGUGAGGCAGACUACAAGCUGGUGGCCAAAGCCAUCCGGGACCGCGCCACCGCCAUCAAGCGGCAGCGGGAGAAGCAGCGCCGGAUAGCCGAGGAGGCCUUGCGCCAACAACAGGAAACUGUCAUUGAGGAAGAACCAGAGUCGGCCCCCGAGCCAGAACCGCCCACCCCCAAACCUCAAAUAGCCCUUCCCAUCAAACCGCCCAACCCCGCCCCUGUCUCGUCACCCCCUGACCAGACUCCGCCCACUCCGACCGUGUCGAGGCCGGUGAUAUCCGUGGCUAACGGCUCGGUGGAUUCGGGGAUAAACGCCAGCUUCACAGCAGAGACGGAGGAGCAGGAGGCAGACCAGCGGCUGCACUACAACAUCAGACACGCCAGCUACUCCUCUGCCACAUCCGACUGCGAGAUGGACGGCUACCUGAGCUCUUCUGGCUUCCAGGAUCCCGGGGAUUCCCCUCUCCAGCCUCCUAUUAACUCCGCCCCUUCCUCCAUCACUCCUGUUCCGUUGCCCCUGGAGAUCCCUCAUGUCGAGACCCUGGCCAUCAAGGCUCCUCCCCCUGACGCUCCACCAAUCCCGGCUCUCCGCUUCCCCUCGAGUAUCGCUGUAUCCAACACUAUCAUGCCCCAGUCAGGAAACGCCAGUGGUUUCUCUUCUCCUGUCGACAGCUAUGCCUCUGAUGUGACGUCAGGCUUGAGUGAUGGCAAUGAGGGCCUAUCAGAAAAGAGUGCCAACAAACGUACCGGUACCAAGCUCUUCAGGAGGAGAGCCCGCUCACGCUUACGAAUCACUGGGUUGUCUGACAAAGUGGACCGGGUCGUGGAGUGUCAGCUCCAGACUCACAACAGUAAGAUGGUGACCUUUAAGUUUGAUCUGGACGGAGACAACCCGGAGGACAUUGCUGCUGUCAUGGUCCACAAUGAGUUCAUCCUUCCCUCCGAGCAGGAGGGCUUCAUCUACCGCAUGCGUGACAUCAUCAAGCGUGCAGAGGCCCUGAUGAGGAGGGGCGAGCCCCUGAGUCUGGGGGACGCUGCCCACCAGCUCUACCCCUACCUCAGCGAAGUGGGCACCUUGUCCGCCUCGCAGCCAAACUUACAUGCACAUGGACUGGAACGCACACAUUCCUCUUCAUCUUUGCCCGACUUUGCUGAGGGCAGCGUUGCUCAGCUCCGAGGCUCGUCUCCUGUGGCGCCUGUUGGAGACUUCUACAUCGACCCAAAGGCAGUCCCUUCUGUUCGCCCCCUCCGCUCUCAGUCCUUCCAGACCACGUCAAGUUCUUCCCAGACCUUCCACCCGCCUGCUUCCCAUUACCCCCAGUAUUCCCACCCCGAGGCCGUGCCCCCCGUGAUGCCCCUCAAUCAGCUGCCUCCCCUGCCCCAGCAGUACCCCAAGCACCCCUAUGUCCACAACACCCACUUCCCCUUCCCUUACCCUGUCACCCAGAACUCCUCAAUGCCCGCCAGCGCCCCCUUCACCCCCGAGACCCUCCACCGGGUCCUAAGCAACUCCAACCUCUCCUCCUCUUCCCCAUCCCCUUCCUCCUCCCCGGCCAAGCCGGCCACCCCAGGGCAGCAGCAGAGGGGUGAAAUGUUACCUCUGAGCAGUGAGGUAGUGGGCAGUACCCCCCAGCCUACCCCUCCAGCUCAACAGCAGCAGAACCCAGGCAUGUGGCCCCCAAACAGCCACAACCAGCCCCUCUUUUCCCUGGCCAACGUGUUGUCCCUGGCCAUGAGCGUGGCCCAGUCCUUCAUGCCCCCCACCUCCAUGCCCAGCGGUCUGAACCCAGCCCAGUCUGGCUCCUACCACCCCUCCAUGUUUGGCCCUCCCCAGCUGAUGCCAGGGGAGGGCUCCUACCAACCCAAGGGCCAGAUAACAGCAGGCCAGUAUCUGGACAUGUACCAGCAGUAUGCAGACACCCAGGCUCUGCACCAACAGAGCCUGUUGAAAACCAACGUAGCCCCAGGGUCACCCCAGCCUGGCGGGCUAGUGGAUGGGACUGCUUUCAGGCAAGCUGGCUCCAGCCUCUCUCCUCCAGGAUCCAGGGCGAGUCCCCAGAUGUAUUGCCAGCUGGGGCCCAGGGUGGGGUUCCAGGAGCAGACAGACAGCUCAGCCUCCACCUCUAUCACCAGCUCCCCCUCCUCCUCAGCUCCAGACAGCCCACAGAGCACCGUGUCUUCACCCAGGCUAAGAACCUCUUCCACCCUGGUGGUGUCAGAGUCGGGAGCUAACGCUGCCAAAAACAGACUAUCACCUAUCUCUGAGGAGAAAAAGCCUACAGUUACCGUCGGCCGUUUCCAAGUCACACCCAGCAGAGAGAUCCCUGCAGCCUCCGCUAGCCCAGCCCAGGAUCCUCCCGAAACCCACCCACAACACCAAACCCCGCCCACUGUCACCGUUAGCAGCAGCCCUUCCUCCCGGGACAGUGAAUCUGAUACCAGCACCGAGGAGCAGGGGGGCGAAUCAGAAAGCAGCAUUAGCACUGUAACUGUGUCCCCUCCCCAGCGAUCCCCAGGCGGGCCCCUGUGUAACCUAGACAUCACCCACUCCUUGCCUGGAGGCCCUAAGCAGACAGAGCAGGAGGACCAGCAGAAGAGUGAGGAGGAGCCCGACAAGGAGCCAGACAAGGAGCCCGACAAGGAGCUCGACAAGGAGCAAAAGGAGGGAGAGGAGGAUGAGGAGGAGGAGCUGAGGAGAAGGGGGGGCCGGAGGCUGAGCCUGAGCCUGUGGGAGGGUACAGCGGGGAGCCCCCAGUUUAGCGGGAGCAACCUAAACCAGCCCUGGAUGAGCUACACGCGCAGCGCCUCGUAUGUCAGCAGUGACGAGACAGAGAGCGAGAACGAGGAUAUGUGCGAGGAGCUACAGGAACUCAGGGACAGGCACCUGUCAGAGGCGCAGGCCCUCCAGCUCACUCAGAAGAGGGAGAUUGAGGCGCUGUAUGAGCAAAUGGGAAAGGUGCCUCCCCCUGGCAUCAUGCCCCCUGCCGCGAUGCUCAACAACCGCCAGAGGCGCCUCUCCAAGAGCGGCAACUACCCCGGCUCGCGUAGGAACAGCCUGCAGAGACUGGAUAUACUGCCCCCUGCAGGGAUCAUGCGUAAAAACUCAGUCAGUGGCAGCAGCAGUGGCUCUCAGGAGAGGUCCAGUAAAGGGGUGACCUUUGCCCCCGACUACAACCGGAUGUGAGACUAGUCUCCCUGUGUGAUCUGGAGGACAGGGGGUUGGGGCAGGUGAUACUGUGGCCAGCCGCCUCCCCUCCCAACCACCAACCAGGAAGAGAGGGAGCCCAAUGAUGACCAAUAAGUUGCCAAGCCCAGUGCUGAACAGAUAGCUCCCAGCCUGAGCCUUGGGAUGGGGAAACCGGAUGGCCAGAAGACAUGGGCCUUUUCUCAAUUGGAUUUGCUCAACUCCUGCGUCCUCUUUCCUCUGUCCUCUCUCCUCUCUCGCCUCCUUUUGAAAAAGGUAAUUGUGGAGAGGUAGCAAGGAGAGUGAACGAGGACGAAAAUGAGCUUGUAAGAAAUUAGACUUCUUCUCCACUCAGGCAAAUUAUGUUUACAGGGGUGGAUCCCAAAAUAAAUGUGUAGAGUGAUAAAAACAAAUGAAGUUAGUUGUUCAAGACAUUUUAUAGAUACAACUACAAGUAGCAUAUUGUUUGUAAACAUGUGCAAGCUUUUCUCCAUCAAAAAACUAAAGCUGAUUCAAAGGGGGUGUGGCAGAUUUCUAAAUUAUUCGGUGAAGGACUCGGGUAGGACACACAUGACUAUCAUCUAUGAAAGAUGGCUAACAAGGAGGAAGAACACACUUCUGUUCGCCUCGACCACAUAUCAGUUUCUGAGUCACGGAGGAGAGAGGACGGAGGUGAGGUUGGAGGAAGGACGUUUUCCCAAAUGAGAAAAGGCCAUGGUCAUCCACACGAUGGGCCUCACUAAACACUCCUCCUAAUGACGAUAGAUAAGGAUCCCAUUGUCAGAGCACCAAAGCACCCUAUCUGCCAUCUGGUUCAUGUGCAAUACCAUGAGUUAGUAUUGUGACACUAAGCCAAGGAAGUCCCCCUCCCGAUCUUAAGGAUGCUAAGCUUAUAUAGCUGUGUGUAGCGUCAGGUCAAAUGGAAAGUGAGGAUAGGAAGGCUUAAGGUGUGUGUUUCUGUGUGUGCUCUUAUGCGGAUGCUGCCUGUGCUAUCCCUGGAAAACACGUCCCAGAAGCCCUGCUCUCUCCUGCACUUCGUCAUCCAACUGCUGCAAGCAGGAACUCCUCUUAAUACAAUAUGACCCUAUUCAAUCCGAAGUGCUGAAGAUCUGCUUAAUGUUGCGAUUGACAACUAAAGGCAAUGUUCCUGCGGUCACGGAGACUGUAUUCACGGUAAACGCUGCAUAUGUCUGCUCAGGAGAUAAGAUAGCUUUAGCAGGAUGAGAUGUAAUCAUUGCCUCAAAACAAUGUAUUUGUAUGGUUUAUAAUAUUGCAUAAGGAAUGGGAUGGACAAAUAUGCAUCUAUCUCAUGUAUUGACCGGCAAGUCAGGUAAGCAGUUUUCCAUUUUGCAGCUCCGCUUACUUGGUGUGCUUGGCGAACUAAAUCAAGUACACCUAAAUAAGAGUCAAUCCAAGCUGCCUGCAGGUAUCUGCAAAACAUCAGAGCCGUAUUUGGUGUAAACAAAUGUUCAUGAAGCAACACAAAUCACACAUGGUGCAUGAAAAACUAAAUGUCACUUUAUUGAACGUACACUGAACAAAAAUAUAAACGCAACAUGUAAAGUGUUUGUCCCAUGUUUCAUGAGCUGAAGUAAAAGAUCCCAGAAAUGUUCCAUAUGCACAAAAAGCUUAGUUCUCUAAAAUGACAUUUGAUUACAUCCCGGUGAGUGAGCAUUUCUCCUUUGCCAAGAUAUUCCAGCCUCCUUCAUCCUUCAAGAAGCUGAUUAAACAGCACAAUCAUUACACAGGUGCACCUUGUGCUGGGAACAAUAAAAGGUCACUAAAAUGUGAAAGUUUUGUCACACAACACAAUGCUACAGAUGUCUCAAGUUUUGAGGGCAUGUGCAAUUGGCAUGCUGACUGCAGGAAUGUCCACCAGGCCUGUUGCCAGAGCAUUUAACAUGAAUUUAAACCGACUCCAACUUCGUUUUAGAGAAUGUGGCAGUACAUCCAACCAGCCUCACAACCACAUACCACGUGUAUGGCGUCGUGGCUUGCGUGGUUUGCUGAUUACAACGUUGUGAACCGAGUGUCCCAUGGUGGCGGUGGGGUUAUGUUAUGGGCAGGCAUAAGCUAUGGACAACGAACACAAUUGCAUUUUAUCGAUGGCAAUUUUAAAUGCACAGAAAUACCGUGACGAGAUCGUGAGGCCCAUUGCGAGACCCAUUUUUUAAAAUGAAAUCCAAAGAUUAGGGCCUAAUGAAUUCAUUUCAUUUGACUGAUUUCCUUAUAUGAACUGUAACUCAGUAAAAUCUUUGAAAUUGUUGCAUGUUGCGUUAAAAAUGUUGUUCAGUAUACAAACACUCAAGGUCUUAUAACAUACUACACAUUGUUCAUUUGUUAUUCACUUUCUAGGGCCUAGUAGUAAAGAUACUGGGUGUCACUUAUCAGCCUUCAUUUUCUAAGCAAAGAGUGGACUUUAAAAACGUAUUUUAAUCAAUGGAUUGAUACAAUGCACUUUCCAAUUGCGUACCUAUAAAUAAUAGCGGGGUAAAGAUGUAUAGUUAUAUAUUUUAAAUCGGUAUGCGUGCCUACGCAUUUAGUGUUGGUAAUUAUUUGAUUCAUGACAAAGACCUGAAGCUGUGAAGAAUUCUGAGCUAUUUGCCUUAAAGUAUGCACAUGGGGAACGAUUGUAGUAGAACACAUGAAAUACAUUACUCAGAUUGUGUUCUUCUAAAUCAAGACAUCAACAGUAAAUAUACAAUAUAUAUUUAGGAUGUCAUGAGCUCUAUUUUGUUGUCAAUCGUGUUUCUAGAAAACAUACUGCCAUGCAGAUUCUGUGCCUUUACCUUUUGUUUUUUACCUUUCAAGUGUGAUUGUUUCUUAAAUCAUAUUUGUAAAUAUUGCUAAUAAAUUACAAUUCAACAUA
This is a messenger RNA of Oncorhynchus mykiss (rainbow trout), 7849 nucleotides long. RefSeq names its product serine/threonine-protein kinase WNK4. The record is from RefSeq and is a predicted model, not a curated record. Gene Ontology annotation, molecular function: protein serine/threonine kinase activity; ATP binding. NCBI's taxonomy places the organism in Eukaryota, Metazoa, Chordata, Actinopteri, Salmoniformes, Salmonidae. Gene Ontology annotation, biological process: protein phosphorylation.